Messenger RNA from Serpula lacrymans var. lacrymans S7.9, 522 nucleotides. RefSeq lists its product as uncharacterized. NCBI's taxonomy places the organism in Eukaryota, Fungi, Basidiomycota, Agaricomycetes, Boletales, Serpulaceae. Bases 1 to 522 code for a protein of 173 amino acids. The transcript has 2 exons. The record is from RefSeq and is a predicted model, not a curated record.
AUGUUCAAUUUAGAAUACCGAAAUCAGCCAGAGCCAUCAAGCAGCACAGGCCACAAAUUUACUCGGGAAAUGAUAAACUCAUUACCCAGAAUAGAAGCCCCUCCACCCAGAGAAGUCUCAAUGGAGGCAUAUGUAAAAGCAGAGAUAGAGAAAGCAGUUCGAGAAACCCGCCUCAUCUAUCAAUCACAACUCGAAGAAGUGUCCGUAUUAGAGAAAAGACUCAAAAAGGCGAACAGAGCACCACCACUCCCAGAAAGGGAAAAAGAUCACCUCCGUGCUGUCUUUAUGAAAGAAGGAGAAGCAGCGGCAUUUAGGACCAACUGGCUUGAGAAUAGGGUCAACGCCCAACAGCUGGGUUUAGACAUUGAUCAUACAUACAGAAGUUGGUUAUACUUUGCGGACAAGAUGGAGGAGAGAUUCAAAGACAAUUUCGAGAAAGAGAGCGCAAAGAAUGAGAUUCUGACCCUAAAGCAGGGAGCAGAAACAGCUCAAGUGUUCUUUGAAAAAUUCAAAGAAAAAUGA